This is a messenger RNA of Meloidogyne enterolobii, 675 nucleotides long. The record is from the annotation of a GenBank genome assembly. Lineage: Eukaryota; Metazoa; Nematoda; Chromadorea; Rhabditida; Meloidogynidae.
AUGAACCCAGAAAAUCAACAACUGAAUAAUUAUUUUUAUAACCAACAACAAUCACCAUCUUCAUAUUCUAGACAAGUUUUAGUCCCAGCUACUUCAAUUUACGAUUUUUAUUCGUUAUUUAACAUUGGUUCUGGUGCUUUUGCACAAGUUUAUAAAGGUUAUGAAUUGGUUAAAUUGAUGCCAGCAAAGUAUCGGGAAGUUGCACUUAAACGAAUUAAUCUUGCUGCUAUUACUGAUCCGGCUAUUUACAAAACAACAAUAAAUGAAGUUAGAAUUUUUACCAAUUUAAACCAUCAAAAUAUUGUCAAAUGUUUUCGUUCUUUUGAAGAGAUUUCGCGUUAUUCGGAACGUGCAAUUGCCCAUUCUAGCCUUUUACCAGAAAACGAAAUUUGGUUUCUUUUUGGUCAAAUUGCUGGAGCUGUUAAAUAUAUUCAUUUAAAAAGAAUUAUUCAUCGUGAUUUAAAACCUCCAAAUGUUCUUUUGACUGGCCAAGGAAUUGUUAAAUUGGCUGAUUUUGGUCUUUCUCGUUUAAAUUUAGCUGUUGGAUGUCAGGCACAAACAGUUUGUGGUACUCCUUAUUAUAUGUCACCUGAACGAAUUAUUGAGGAACCAUAUACUUUUGCUUCUGAUAUUUGGUCUUUGGGUUGUAUUUUGUAUGAGGUAUUUUUAAAAUAA